This is a messenger RNA of Chondrus crispus (carragheen), 3045 nucleotides long. RefSeq lists its product as hypothetical. The record is from RefSeq and is a predicted model, not a curated record. The coding region runs from base 1 to 3045 and encodes 1014 amino acids. Lineage: Eukaryota; Rhodophyta; Florideophyceae; Gigartinales; Gigartinaceae. The transcript has a single exon.
AUGUGCAGAAAGAUUGCGGGCAUUGGCACACUUGGACUUGAAAAGCCUUCCAUACAAGUGCAGAAAACUCAAUUCGAAGAGCAAUUCUUUGUGAAGCAAAGAAUUUCGCAUUGCGAACGACUUCAAACCCCGAUCGUUUGUUUGGGUGUUCUUCUUCGACAGAAGGAUCAAUACAUGAGCAUCCAAAAUAUUCUGCCAUUGCCUCUGAUGCUGAAGAUCCCUGCUUGGAACACAGAAUUGGGCGACCUAUUAAGAUACGUGAGACGCCUUCGUACAUACGAGAUGGGGUAUUGGUGCGAAGGUUCCAGGGAAAUCCUUAGGAAAUCUCGAUACUACCGAAAGCACUUAGUAUACGACAUUCCUCCACUUCACACGCAGCGAAUCAUUCAUCCAUGUCCAGCGUUGGCCAAAAGGGAUCUGCCAUUAUAUUCGUUGGAAGCAUCCGAACAAAACACAGAGAGGACCAGCGCCGUGUUCGGAGUUUUUCACGAAUUGACGAAGAAGAAAAGAUUUCCGUCGAAACGAUGGCUCAAGUUUGCUCGAGCCGUGAAAAAAAGUGUCGCUGAAGAAAACCAUUUGUCGAAUAAGUGGCGAAGGUCAAGGAUUCGAGAAUGUAUAAACACCUUUGACCCGCCGAAGCGAAGGCACAAUGUGGCAGGCAGAGAGACAAUUCAAGCGAUGUAUUCAAAGACACAACAGAUGGGAAGGGCAGAAACUCCUUCGAGGGAAACAGAAGAACAAGAAGAGGAAGGGUCUCAAUCGUUUGAAAGCUUCUUACGUGCUAUUGUUUAUUCUGCUGAAGACAGUGAAGCAAUCAGAGCUGACGAUGGUCCUCUUAGCACUCUUCUUGAGCUCGGUGCACAACAUACUAAGGAGCAUGAACGAAACGCAAAAGGGUUGAGUCCCAACUUCAUCAACCGGAAAUCCCAUAAUUCGGUUGCUAGGGAGGGGGGACGGUUAUCCCCUCUCGGGGAGCUUCAGGAAGGAGCUGAAAGACGGCAUGAUGUGGGCACAAGGCAGGAGAGUGGUAAAUUGUUUUUGGAAGCUCCCGAAAAUCUAGUUUGCGCAUCAUCGAGUUUGCAACUCGCGGCUCAUUUCCUUCGCUGUAACGUCAGAGGUGUCGUAUAUCUUCCACCGCAGCUAUCAUUUCUCUCCGCUCUAGCAGUUAUUAUUAACUCGUUCCUCUCCGAACCAAUGUGCGAUCAUCGAGUCGCAGUAGUAUGCGAGCCAAACGCAGGCAUGGGAGAAACAGUGAAUUCAUACCUCGAUUUUACCUUCGACGGGAAAGUAUCUAUAGAUGUUGCAAGAAGAGCAGACUUUGCGACACACCCUCCACUUGCAUCUCUAACCAAAAAAACAGCACGUGUCGUCAUCCUUGACAGUUUCGAGUUUACAGUUUCACCGGGAUUUGCUCUUUUGGUUGUGUUUGCCCCAGAGGUGUCAUCCACCCUAUUUGAAGGUCCACAAAGCCUGAGCAGAUCUGGAACGAAAGUUUUGAGUGCAGCAUCCAUAUGGAAGAGCAUACCGUCGGUUCUCGUCUUGCCUUCUUAUUUUCAUGACACAGUGAUAUCGUACUCGCAGAAAGUGCCUCGUUUCGCCAAUUUGCUCGACCUGAAAGACACAUAUUUCAUCCUGGAAAAAGAUGACAUAGAACAUCUUCUCUUGCUCUCACGGCGAAGUUUUCUGUUUCUUGUUCCUCCGCGGGAUGUCCUUGAAUUCAUUGCCUUAUUGGAAACAGAGGCAUCAUCUUUCUUUCCAGCAUAUCAGAAAAUUGCUGCAGCGGAGCAGUGCAAUACAGGCGGCUGUAUCAGUUGUUUACAGGACGUCGAUAUCACUGUUUUAGAAAAACAUCUCCGAGAGGAAGUAUCACACCAAAGAACUGAGACUAGCGGAUAUACCCUGGAAAUUUUGUACAGUCUCCGACAAGCUCGUUCUUAUGCUCUUUACGAUGGAUACAACGCGGCGGUAGCGUACUUAAACCACUAUUCUCAGGCAGCGUCAUCCAAAACGUUAGCGGCUUUACAAAGUAUUCUUGCAGAUGUUCCUGCGCCGGGCCAAUCGAGCGACAAGAAUUCUUCUGAAACACACCCAGUGGCAACGGCUUUGGAAAAUAGCUUCUUGAGCAUGGAAGGGGAAAUGGAAAAUCAAGCAGCAUCGCUCCGCUCUAUUCAUAGACGAUCGAAAUUUCGAGUGCUCGUCAUUACCAACAGCAAAGAGUCUUACGAUGGCUUAAUCAAAAGCUUGAAAAACUCAAGAUAUAUCUUGAAAGCUGCGGACGGUGAAAUUGGGUUGUGCGAGCUUCGGCAUCUCUGGAACGGAGUUGAGAAUAAGAGAGGUGGUUACAGAAACGAGGAGUGUGAGGCAUCUACGAAAUUUUCGCAUGUAUACCAUGUCGUGAAUGACAGAAAAGGAAGAUCUCGUGAUCAUUUCCUUCCUCCACUCCUCAUGCAAUAUAUUCAUGCCGGUCGCACCAAGUUGAUUACUGUUGCCGUCGAUGAGACUCGUACACUCGAAAGUAUUCACGACCGUGACGUGACUCUAUAUCGCGAACUUAGUGCUGCCGUGCAAAAUAUUGAGACACGUGAAGCAUGCCGAACCCUCUCGUAUGUUACGACCAUCUCACUGCUUGACGUAUUGGCCUCGGUAAAUCGCCUUGCUUCUCCCUUCGAGAAAAUCAACGGGAUGAGGCCAGCCGAAGCCGUUUCUCUUCGAGACAGCACAGAAGGAGCUGGGACGAAUGUGAUACUGGCACCGCAUAGGGACCUUACAAGACAGGAACGAAUCAGACAGCAAUCGUUCAUCGAGACUGACGUGCACACGUCCGCUGCAGAGAUAUGCAUGUCAUCGAUUCCCAAUAUUCGACAGCUGCUUAAAGCAAAACUCAAUUCUGCUCGGUGCGAAACGAACAACGGUAUUUUGACUGUUGUUGUUAAGGUUGCGGUUGGCGAGAGGUGUACCCCUGGCACUACUUUCAUCCUUGCGGCCAUAGCCAGCGAUCCAGAUCUUCUCAAGCACACGAAAGUGACGACAAUUUUGGAGACGUAA